AGUUCGAGCAGGUGUCAUGGCUGCCGCAACAGCUCCGUCAAGCGCAAUUCCUAUCCCGGGAGUAGGAGCAGCUGUUGACCUUGCUCUUAUUGUGGAGGAGGUCGUGCAAUACCGUAAGCUAUUUGGCCUUCCCGGCAAUGAUUCCGAGGAAUUUAAAAAAUUGGACGAAGCGUUGAAGGGAAGGCUGUUGAGAUAUAGCAUUAAAACUGCCAUGAAGUUGGCUGCUGAGAUAGCGAGUGAAUUGGCUCUCGAACUUGGUGUUGAAGAGGUUGUGAAAUAUAUUCCAAUUGCGGGAACAAUCCUAGCAUGCGCUAUAUCGGCUACCUUAACGUCGCGUUACCUCAUUCGUUGUAUUAACGAACUGGAAGAAGUAGCUUUACUGAUUAUGGACACUGAGACUGCUCGUGUAUACAGAUAACUGACAUGGACCAUUAUAGGUCAUUGCGUAUACCUAAGGCCUACCGUAUAUGAACAGGCUUUGUGAUUGGUUGAUUAUAUGACAAUAAAAGACAAUAAACUGUAGAAAUCAUAUUUCUAAAGAACAAGCCAAACAGGCUGAUCACUUUUGUUUCAGGUGACCAAUCGAAAAUGUGUUCAUAUUAGGUAUGGAUACUUAAUUUUUUGUAUCGCGGGUACUUCCUACACGAUUUAUUAAAUUCCCAGUCACUGAGUUUAAGUUAUAUAGUAAAUUAACUGAAAGGUUCAACAUGAAACAAGUAAACCAAUUAUUCAGUGCAUUUCUAAUUGCAUGCACAUCGCAUUUAUAGGGAUGCGGAAAAUUAAAUUCCGCCAAUUUAAGACUGGGGUUUUAAAAUAAGUAGCUAUAUAAGGUUAUAUAAUAGUAUUAAUUCACUGACAUGCCAUUACGAACUUGUCCACUUUGGUAGAUUUUUACAAAUUAGCAUAUAGUACGUAUUCUCACCGAUUUGGUAGACAGGGAACGGUAUGCGAUAAUUUUCUAGUUUAAUAAGUUAUUAUUGUAAGAAAAAUAAUAUCAAUACACAAUAAACUUUAUGGAUAAGACUGGAA
Paramuricea clavata is the source of this 1029-nucleotide messenger RNA. The record is from the annotation of a GenBank genome assembly. Lineage: Eukaryota; Metazoa; Cnidaria; Anthozoa; Malacalcyonacea; Plexauridae.